AUGGCACAAAGAGGAACGCGCAUAGGGCCGCUGCCUGGGGGUCGCCGGGGCGCGUCUGGAGCUGGCGCUGGACGCGGCAGCAUGCGGGCCGCCAGCCGAGCGCGAGGAGCUGCACGAUCACCUAGCAGCCCCUCGCAUCCAUCAUCCCCACCAGAAGGCUUGGUGUCGGCUGGGUCUUCUCGGACUCAGCAAGCGGCACCCGCCGCUGGUGGAGCACGUCGCAUGCGUUGGACAAAACCUAUGAAUGAAAACGCAUUGCGGGCGUACUAUAGGGCGAAAGGGGAAGAAACUGUGGGAAUAGCGUAUAGGUCUCGGAUGCAUUGCUUUUUUGCUGAGCUGGAGCCUUCUACCCCCGUCACGGAACAAAACCUGGCAGACCGAGUUCGGUACAUCAUGCGCUCGAAAAUAUUUGAUGAUGCCGAACUCGGACGACUACGACGUGAGGCUAUUCCGUCGUCGAAUGAAUCGGCUAUGGCUGGAGAUGCAGCUCCACAUUCGACAGACCAGCAUCCACACGUGGAAGCCGCCCUGGAUCUUCCCGUUGUGGUUGAUUCGAACGACGAUGAAAUAGUCUCCCACGAACUAGAGAAAAUGAGGAGUAUACUGGAAGAGGCGAUUUUGGAAACGCGCAGCACCCCUAUCGAAAAUCGACCGCGACUUCCCCGCAUACCCCUAAGCAAGCGAAAUCGGGCUGUCGUGAGGGCUCUUAACCCAAUGCUGGUGACCUAUUUGGAAGCCAGCCGGGACCUUUGCGAGACGGACUCAAUUCUCUUUGGCGCCGCAGUGGCAGUAUGCCGUAUUAUUGGCGCCAAACUUCCCAUGGCUGGACGCGCUACUACACAAAGUAGCGCCAUCCCAGCCUGGAGAAAAAGAAUCGAGGACCGUAUCGCAAAGGCAAGGGCCCUUAUCGGCAGACUGACAAGCUUCAGGUCGGGUAAUAAUAGACCGAGGAUUAUGCGCACCGUUAGGAUGGCGUUUGCUGGGACAAAUACCAGUUUGUCCCAGCCGGAUAUCACGCAGAAACUAACGGAGCGCAUAGACGACCUGAAGCAAAAGAUCGCUGCUUGGGGGAAGCGGAUUCGACGAUUUACCGACAGGUCAAGGCGGUUCAACCAGAAUCGUCUCUUCCAGAGUGAUCAGAAGAGGCUCUAUAAAUCAUUGGAGCGACCAAAGGUAUGUGGAGCGGGCCAAGGACCGGAUCAGGCAGACAUUAUCGCAUUCUGGCGUGGCCUGUGGUCAGAGCCCGUAAACCACAGCGAGGGCCCUUGGAUGGAAGUUGUGGCGAGCCAGGGUGCGAGUGUUACGCCUAUGGACCCCAUCACCGUAACGCCGGAAGACGUGGCUGAGGCGGUCCGUAGGGCCCCGAACUGGAAAAGUCUGGGGCUCGACGGGCUGCAUCAUUACUGGCUGAAGGGGUUCAUAGUGUGUCACGCUGUGCUCGCCCGACAGUUUCAAGAGGCUCUCGACCAGAAGUCGCUCCCGAGCCUCUUCACUACUGGGAUCACUCACUUGGUUCCUAAAGAUCAGGAUACCACAGACCCGAGCAAAUACCGCCCCAUCACGUUCACGUACUUGAAGACGUACUCCUUGGCCUGCACCUUGAACCUGCUUCUCGAGAGACAUAUCAGAGUAAAGUUCCCAGACGAUAUCAACCCUUCUCGCCUCUAUAUUCCCUGUACUUCCCAAGAUGCACCGACGGAACUCAUUGCAGCAGUAUUCUUUGAAUGUUUUGGAGUUACGUGGAGGAUGACUGUGGACAAGGGCAACUCUAUCAAAAAUAUGACUAUUACAAAUUUCAGG
This is a messenger RNA of Parnassius apollo (apollo), 1800 nucleotides long. The record is from the annotation of a GenBank genome assembly. NCBI's taxonomy places the organism in Eukaryota, Metazoa, Arthropoda, Insecta, Lepidoptera, Papilionidae.